UCGCCGGCCGGCUUCUUCACGUGCUUGCUGUUUGAAAGGAAAUAUCAUGUUGCGAAAUAUUAGUAAAGUUGUAGCGCAAAAUGCGAAAUUUUCCACAGCAGCUGCACCGGCACCUCAUACCAACCCCGAAAUUCUCUACACCGGACUCUUCAUCAACAAUGAGUGGGUGAAGUCAUCAGAAGGGAAGACCUUCCACACGGUAAACCCGGCCACAGGCAAGGUGAUUGCGGACGUCCAGCAGGCGGGCCCGGCUGAUGUGGAGCAGGCAGUGCAGGCCGCCAAUGAGGCUUUCAAGCUCGGAUCUCCAUGGCGGAGAAUGGAUGCCUCCCAGCGCGGGGUUCUGCUCAACAAACUCGCUAAUUUGGUGGAGCGCGAUGCCACUUACCUCGCUAGUUUGGAAACGCUCGACAACGGCAAACCGUACCAAAUGAGCUACUUGCACGAUGUGGUGUCGGUGGUGAAGAACCUGCGAUACUACGCCGGCUGGGCCGACAAAAACCACGGGUACACUCUGCCCGCCGAUGGAAACUACUUCGCGUACACCCGUCCCGAACCUGUCGGAGUAUGCGGCCAGAUCAUCCCGUGGAACUUCCCCGCUCUGAUGGCGGCGUGGAAGCUCGGGCCCGCGCUGGCGGCCGGCUGCUCGCUCGUGCUCAAGCCCGCCGAGCAAACCCCGCUGACUGCGCUAUACCUCGCACAACUCGUCAAGGAAGCCGGAUUCCCCGCUGGCGUGGUGAACGUACUGCCAGGCUUUGGGGACGUCGGUGCCGCUAUCGUCGCGCACCCAAAGAUCGACAAAAUAGCCUUCACCGGAUCAACGGAGGUAGGCAAACUGAUCCAGCGCGGCGCGGCGGAUUCCAUGAAGCGAAUCACCCUGGAGUUGGGCGGCAAGUCUCCUAACAUCAUCUUCGCGGACGCGGACGUUAACGCCGCCGUGGAGACGGCGCACUACGGGCUCUUCUACAACAUGGGCCAGUGCUGCACCGCCGGAUCCCGUACCUUCGUGCAAGACAAGAUCUACGACCAGUUCGUGGAGCUGGCGGCGAAGCGCGCCGAACAGCGCAAGGUUGGGGACCCCUUCCACCACGAGACCGACCACGGACCGCAGAUCGACGGCGAGCAACAGAACAAGAUCCUGGGCCUUAUCGAGAAGGGCAAGCAGCAGGGAGCCAAGCUGGAGACUGGGGGUACUCGUGCCGGCGACGUUGGGUACUUCGUGCAGCCCACCGUGUUCAGCAACGUGCAAGACCACAUGGACAUCGCUAAGAUUGAGAUCUUCGGGCCCGUCCAGCAAGUGCUGCGCUUCUCUGACGUGGACGAGGUGAUCGAGCGCGCCAACAACACGGAGUACGGUCUCGCCGCCGCCGUCUACACCAAGGACAUCGACCGCGCCAACUACGUUGUACAGGGCCUCCGCGCCGGUACGGUCUGGGUGAACGACUACAACGUGUUCUGCAACCAGGUGCCGUUCGGCGGCUUCAAGCAGUCCGGCCUCGGCCGCGAGAACGGCCCCUACGGCAUCCGCAACUACGUAGAGAACAAGUCCGUCGUUGUCAAACUCACCGCUAAGAACUCAUAGACUGCCUAUAAACGUAAAGAAUAACCCCCUUAUUCAUAAAACUUUACGGGUCUGAUUUAGUUAACCCGUCGAGCGCCGACCAUUUGUUGCAAAGCAAUUUGACCCAUAUUGAUUUGUAGCAACAUACGUCUAAUACUGAGUCACUAUAACCCAAAUUGAGUUAGCAUCACACGUGUCUUAGUAGGGCGCUCCACGGGUUAAAUUAUGUUUUAUUCCUAUCUAACAAAUAUGUACAUAAGUGAAAAUAACAGAUAAAUACAAACGAUUAUUACACAAUGGGGUUGGCAACUGUCAAAUGUUUGCAUAGAUGGCGCCGUCAUUGCUUCCCCUUUUUUUAAAGGACUGGCAUCCAGGGCGUAAAAUUCCAUUAAAAAACAGAAAAUUUACACAAUUCUAGGGAUUGACAGGGCAAGCUAUGCUGGCGCCAUCUGCUAAAUACUUCGACCGGCCAACCCCAUUGAGGUUUGUAGCGCGUUUAUGAAUAAGGGGGUAAGGCUACAAGUUAGCAUGAAGUCUUAAGGAAUUACAGUGCUUGUAUAUCUUGCCUGGUGCAAAUGCAAGUCGAAUAUUCUGCUUUCCUGCGCGAAUUGUAGUUCUAAACAUAGGUUUGUAGGUGUGUGUGUAAAUAACAGAUCAUUGCCAAAUAGCACAAGCUUAAGUUUAUGGAACACCGUUUUAGGAUAAUAUUAUGCUGUUUGUUUAAAUAUUCUUUGGCACAAUAUUGUAAUCUACUUCUUUAUGUGAUAAAAAUCUCUUGUCUUCCGUAUCUUAGUUAUUAUGAGGCUGAUACAAUGCAUUUGCGUAAAAGGUGCCAUUUCCGUUUAUCAUAAUUAUGUAUAAUUAUACUGUUGACACCUUCACUGCGCCAAUUAUUGUAACUUGUAAUUAAGCAUUUCGACCACAUACCGCAGUGAACGUGUGAAGUGAUCACUUCCUUGCAAUAUAUUAAGUAUAUGAUGUACGUAUGUAUGUUCAAGUUUAUUUUAAUAAAUAUAAACUUAAA
Messenger RNA from Cydia fagiglandana, 2582 nucleotides. It is a transcript of the gene Aldh, whose product is annotated as aldehyde dehydrogenase, mitochondrial. Gene Ontology annotation, molecular function: aldehyde dehydrogenase (NAD+) activity. The transcript has 11 exons. The coding region runs from base 47 to 1579 and encodes 510 amino acids. The record is from RefSeq and is a predicted model, not a curated record. Lineage: Eukaryota; Metazoa; Arthropoda; Insecta; Lepidoptera; Tortricidae.